UUCUUCAAAAACCCACCGCACCAGGGAGAGAGAGAUACAGAGCAUACCGCACGGGAUUAGAGAGAGAGAGAGAGCAGCGAUAGAAUGGGAGAGAGAGGAGCGGCGGUGAUGGCGGAAUGACCAUUGUCUCCCGCCGACCAUCCUCUUGGCCUUUGGUCAGACCACCGGUGGUGGGUUGUGGUGGUUUGGACGCGUGAAACGAUGGUAGAAGGCGGUGGUGAACGAGGGUUAAGCGUCAUAGUAUGACGACAAUAAUGUUAUCGGUGGUAGAAGCCGACAAUGACGGCUGUGGGUUCUGGGGUCCCGUCGUCGAUUCAGAUCAACAGCCGAAACCCUAGGGUUACAGUGAACGCGAAUGUAGCAACGACGAGGCAACGCCGGCUGAUCCGACGACGACAAAGCUUGAGGCGAAAGUUGUCAAAAUUUUGUCUUCUUUCGAGAUUCAACACAUUAGUGGAUAUGGUCAAAUGGUUGAUAAUUGUUGCUGUCAUGGAGCAGUCGUUGGAUUUUGCUCUUUGUUGUUUGGAGAAGUCAGUUGCUAACUGUGAUAGUUUAAGUUUUAUUCAGGUCCAACGGCCUUUUCUACUUCGUUGGUGAUAGCUGCAAACCCUCAGAUUUUUGGGUCGGGUAACAGCCCCGCCCCCACAGUCAAGGCGCCCAACCCAACAACACCAGCCCAAAAAGGAAACAUCGAAGCCUCAGCAAAGUGGCAGCUGCAGUUCUCUGAUUCACAACCACCACCAAAAAGGCCGGGUAAAGGUGGAAUGGACGACUAAAAGCUUAACCAUAGACAUACCUUUUGUCCACCUAAAGAAACAAGUCACGGUGAAAUGGCAGCCUACAUCCAAAAAGCACCAAACAAGUACAUCACCUGCUGCGUAUAUAAGUAGCCACGACGGCUUUCCUUAGGAAAACUUGUAAUUAACAUUAUACGUAUGCUACUGACUUCAACAUGUAUCUCUAGAUGUCCUAAAUUUUGUUAGCCGCGUCUAUACGCGACAUUAUAAUCUCUAUGCGCGACACUAUAGUCGAUGAAUGAUAAUGUUAUUAACAUGA
Helianthus annuus (common sunflower) is the source of this 1056-nucleotide messenger RNA. RefSeq lists its product as uncharacterized. Bases 280 to 597 code for a protein of 105 amino acids. The transcript has 6 exons. NCBI's taxonomy places the organism in Eukaryota, Viridiplantae, Streptophyta, Magnoliopsida, Asterales, Asteraceae. The record is from RefSeq and is a predicted model, not a curated record.